Messenger RNA from Pelobates fuscus (common spadefoot toad), 3667 nucleotides. RefSeq names its product solute carrier family 24 member 2 (gene SLC24A2). Bases 471 to 2585 code for a protein of 704 amino acids. Gene Ontology annotation, cellular component: plasma membrane. Gene Ontology annotation, molecular function: calcium channel activity; calcium, potassium:sodium antiporter activity. The transcript is spliced from 12 exons. Gene Ontology annotation, biological process: calcium ion transmembrane transport; intracellular calcium ion homeostasis. The record is from RefSeq and is a predicted model, not a curated record. Lineage: Eukaryota; Metazoa; Chordata; Amphibia; Anura; Pelobatidae.
AUAUGAGGGUGAGUGUGGAUGAGUGUGUGUCUGGUAUAUCAGGAUGAGUGUGUGUUUGGUAUAUUCAUGGUGAGGGAUAGAGGCUUAUAGCUGGACCAACAGAGGCAGUGCAGAGGGUGUGGCAUAGGGAGGUAGUUAUAGUGAUUCCCAGAGAAGAGCUGAGUGAGGCAGCUGAUGCUCUGUCCCUAUGGUAAGCUGAAGGCAGGUCCUCUCUGUAGCUCCAUCUAAUAGCUGUGCCUGAGCAGGGGACGAUGAUCAACACACAACACUAACAACUCCACUGUCAGCAUCAAAGAGCCAGCCAUCAGUACAUACAGUCACUGCAUUAAUGAAGAACGCUCUAAGCAAGACUACGAAUGUUCAUUUCUUAAAGAACUUUUAAAAACAAGCAGCAAUAAGACAAAUUAUGCUGGUACAUUUGGUGUGACUUCUUUAUAUGUCUACUGAUCGUUCUCCUUGAAGAUCACAAAAUGGGUCUUCAUAAAACCAGUGAUGGGGACAUCCUUGAAAGUUGCUGCUUAAGGAAAAAAAAUUUCACACAUGGACAGAAGCAUGCACUUGUUCUUAAGAAACUGAGACUUAUUCGCAUCCUUAGUCUUUUCAUAAGCAUAACAGCCAUCAGCAUGUUGUCUAUUGCAGUUAGUGCCUUUUUAAAGACAGAAUCUUCUAGCAAUGACAUGAUCAGUGCUACAGAUAGCCAAUCCCUUCUGCACAGGUAUCAAAGAACUCUAAUGGACAUUACAGACCAAAACCAGAAUGAUACUCCAGGUUCCACUAAUUCCGUAAAUAACAAAAGUAAGAACAAUAAAAGUGUUUCCAAGGGUGAAUACCCUGAAGAUAUUUUUUCUCUGGAAGACAGAAAGAGAGGUGCAGUGAUUCUACAUAUAUUUGGAAUGAUUUACAUGUUCAUAGCAUUAGCGGUGGUCUGCGAUGAAUUCUUUGUUCCUUCUUUGACAGUUAUCACAGAAAAAUUGGUCAUUUCUGAUGAUGUUGCUGGGGCUACCUUUAUGGCAGCUGGUGGUUCUGCCCCAGAACUGUUUACCUCAUUAAUCGGAGUAUUUAUAUCUCAUAGUAAUGUUGGAAUCGGGACAAUUGUUGGAUCUGCAGUAUUCAAUAUCUUAUUUGUCAUUGGCAUGUGUGCUUUGUUUUCCAAAGAGGUAUUAAACCUAACAUGGUGGCCACUCUUUCGGGACGUGUCAUUUUAUAUCUUGGGCUUGAUAAUGCUCAUCUGCUUUUUUCUGGACAAUUGGAUUCAGUGGUGGGAAAGCCUCAUGCUGUUAAUGGCGUAUCUAACAUAUGUCACCUUUAUGAAGUUCAAUGUUCAAGUGGAAAGUUGGGUGAAAAGAAAACUGAACAGAAACAAAGUUGUUAAGGUAUCAUCAGCCAAUUCUGAUAGACAGGAUCAAAGAGAGCAACCCAACAUCCUAGUACUUCAGGAGGACUAUAGGGCUCCUGAGGAGCAUGAAGGAGUGGCCAUGGACAUUCGGCACGGGGAUCUCAAUGAAACUGCAGGAUUGAAAGAGACUUGGACUGAAACAGUUGCAUCCCCAGGCAAGACAAAGCCGCGUCUCCAACGAGGUGGGAGCUCUGCAUCACUACACAACAGCCUAAUGAGGAACAGUAUUUUCCAGCUGAUGAUACAUACACUCGACCCCCUUUCUGAAGAACUUGGAGCAUAUGGAAAACUAAAAUAUUAUGACACUAUGACCGAAGAAGGCAAAUUUCGAGAGAAGGCUUCAAUUCUCCAUAAAAUGGCUAAAAAGAAAUGUCAAGUGGAAGACAGUGAAAGACUAAAUGGAGCGGCCAAUUAUUCAGACAAAGUUGAUCUUCCAAAUACUGCUAUUGUUUCGGUUGAAGUUACACCACCUAAAGAAUCAACUGGACCUGUGCAAAAUGGAAAUGUCUCACACAGCAUUGAAGCUGACGCAGCUCAGUUGACAGGAGGUCAGGUCGCUGAGGAAGAGGACCACCCUCUCAGUCUUGCCUGGCCAACUGACAGGCGAAAAAGGGCUGUAUACCUCACAGUCCUGCCUAUUGUAUUUCCAUUGUGGAUCACCUUACCUGAUGUCCGUAAACCUACAUCAAGGAAGUUUUUUCCAAUAACGUUUUUUGGAUCGAUCACUUGGAUUGCAAUAUUUUCCUACUUAAUGGUCUGGUGGGCCCAUCAGGUUGGAGAGACUAUUGGAAUUACAGAAGAAAUCAUGGGACUCACAAUUUUAGCUGCUGGAACCUCCAUUCCCGACCUUAUAACCAGUGUUAUUGUCGCACGGAAAGGUCUGGGGGAUAUGGCUGUAUCUAGCUCUGUAGGAAGCAACAUUUUUGACAUCACAGUAGGCCUCCCCAUGCCCUGGCUUCUCUUCACCAUAUUUCACAACAUGAAGCCUGUAGCAGUCAGCAGCAAUGGCCUGUUCUGUGCAAUUAUACUCCUUUUCUUAAUGCUGAUUUUUGUCAUCCUGUCCAUUGCAUUCUGCAAGUGGAAAAUGAACAAGAUAUUGGGGUGUACAAUGUUUGGCUUGUACUUCUUUUUCCUGGUAAUAAGUGUUCUCCUGGAGAAUCGAAUCAUAAAUUGUCCAGCAACUGUUUAAUCUGGAAAUGCUUGGAUACUGUGAACCAGAAGCUAUCAAAGAUACAGGUUGGCAUGACGCCGUCUUUGUCCUCUAGAAUCUGAGAUGGAUAAUUAUUUGAGCACUGGCAACAUGCAUCCUGAAGAACAACAAGCUGUAAAAUCAACGCGUUGCUCUAUUAUUGAAGAUUGUAGGAACUAUACAAGCUAUCGUUGUACAUUUUCUAAUGCAUGUUGUGUUCCUCUAUUACUCUCUUUACAUAUAAUCUAUAUAAAAAAUAUGCAGGGUGUAUUUAACAAAAGAGAGACCCUAGCUAAAGUGGAACCUACUUGUAGAAGCCAGUAUUGGCUCAUUUGGGAUUCUUAUGUAUCUGUUAGGUAUGAAUAGAAUUAUUAUCAUCCCCUCACCAUGGUUGUAAUCAACACUUCUCUGCCUAUAGUCUAGUACAAAAGGAGUGUUGUGGUGUUUGGAACAUAAAGAAUUUAAAUUCACUUUGUAGUAUAGGCAACCAGUUGUGGAAUGAACACAUGGGCCGAGUCAGACUGGAUUCUGUUUAUGAGAGUUAUAGGAAAGAUUUGGGUUUGCUGCCCAGUGCAUGGUACCCUAUAUCUAUAUUUAUCAAUGGCAGUAUUGCAGCAAUGGGUUUGAAUAAUAUAAUAUGUGUGGGGUGCCUCUAUUCACAAGAGGUCACAUAUGUUUUGCAAUUCACAAAGAAAAGGAACAAAAUCACCUAACUAAAAAACAAAUGUUUGAUCAUUAAAACACAAAAAAGAUAUAUAUAGACCACCCAGGUGCAGUAUGUGAACAAUCAAUACAAAAAGGUAGUUACCCUUUUGGAUACAAGAUAUAAAAGAAGGAUUCCUCUCAAUCCUCAAAUACAAAUAAUAAACAACCGGAUAUACCUAAAACCAUAAAAUGGAGAAUGAACUCAUAGAAUAGUAACGUGAUUCACAAAAACAUUUUUGAUCAUGAACUUGAUUUUCCCGUGUUCCAGCCUUGGGCAAAGCCUCUUAUAUCGACUAGGCAGUAAACAUUACUGUGCUAAUUGGAAGUCUGAAUGAAUAUUAACAUGAUCAAUAAACUGCUUAAUGGCAUAAAAUUAA